AUGCAGGGUGGUAUUCGCAGGAAGAGGGACUUGCUGCCCAGGUACAAGAAUGGCGGCGGUAGGGCGAAAAACGGCGGUGUUCUGACCACCCCGAUGAAGAAGAUCGUCGUGUAUGUUUUUCUUCUCGGCGUGGUGUUCGUGCUGCUGCGACUCGGGUUCGCCGACCUGAGCAAAGAGGUUUCGUACGAGCUGGACGGAGCGGGCGCCGCCCGCUCCGUUGUUGUCGAGAGCGACGGCGAGCUGCGCAUCCCGAAGGAGACGGUGCCCAGGGAGCAGUUCAACAACGAGGUCGCCAAGCAGCAGGAGGUCAAGAACCUCGAGAACGACAACAAGCCGCCGGCGCCGGAGCGCAACAGAAGGGUGGUCGCGAAGGAGGGCGACAAGCGGGCCGGCAGAGGCGGCGUGUUAUAG
Molecule: messenger RNA, 411 nt
Organism: Torulaspora globosa
Lineage: Eukaryota; Fungi; Ascomycota; Saccharomycetes; Saccharomycetales; Saccharomycetaceae
Exons: 1
Coding region: 1-411 (136 amino acids)
Source: RefSeq, a predicted model, not a curated record